Molecule: messenger RNA, 221 nt
Organism: Linum tenue
Lineage: Eukaryota; Viridiplantae; Streptophyta; Magnoliopsida; Malpighiales; Linaceae
Source: the annotation of a GenBank genome assembly
CUCUGCUUUUGCAUCUAAAACCCUAUAACCAAAAUACUGAAAGUGUCCGUAUUCUACUCUGAUUUUGUAUCAUCAGCCUUCCGCCAUGUGUAAGGGCGCGCCUUUGGCUAGUUGGUCCGAGUCUGGGAGGAUUGUACCACAGAAAAGUUCCUUACAUCUUUCUACCGAUUAUUGAAGUGUUACUUUGAGGAGCCCCACUCCCAUCUCAUGAUGCAGGUUUC